Molecule: messenger RNA, 909 nt
Organism: Cuscuta europaea
Lineage: Eukaryota; Viridiplantae; Streptophyta; Magnoliopsida; Solanales; Convolvulaceae
Source: the annotation of a GenBank genome assembly
GCGGAUACAUGGCUCUUGGGAAGAGAAAGAAAAGAUGGUGGAUAUGAUCCCGAGGUUUUGGAAGUUGCAGAAGAAAUAGUAAGGGUUGUAAUAAUUUUAUGAAUAUGAACAUGCAUCUUUUAGUAAAAAUUUUCCCAGUGUACUGAGGUCAAUUAAUUGACUCGUUUUAUGCUCUUUUUAGAAUAAAAAAAUGUUGUUUGACACAACUUGGUAAUGCUCUAGUAAUGCUCUGAUGUAACAUGUUUGUUUGUGUAGAAGGAGCUCAAAAAUAAGGUGAAGGAAGGGUCAUUUGUGCCUCGUGGAGACGAUGAUGUGCUCUCAGUUGCUCUUCAGAAAAAACCAAAUGGCAGUAGAGUACAGGGGUUGGGGCACUUCAUUACCCCAACACGAUACUUUUACACGCCAAAGGCAACCAAAACCGAGAAGGACAAAGCACAAGACGUAUGUGAUAGAAGGUAUGAAAUGAUGUUGCAGAAGUUUAGUGAAAUGAAAGAUCAUGUGUCCAAUGCUUUUAGUGAAAUUGGUAGUUGCAGCAAUGCCAAUAAAUCUCAGAAAAGAAAGGCUGGUGAUGACGUUGAGCAGUCGAUACUUAGUCCUUUGAAGGAACGCUGCAGUGCUCCUAGAAAAUCUCCCAGGUUGAAGUUGAAACAUGCUGAAAUGGAGGGUAAUAAUGAACAACCCGAGGGUGAGAGUCAUGGAAUGCAGAAGGUAUGUACAACUACAUCUCUAAGUGAAUGUUUAAUGGAGGCUGAUGGAGGGGACAUGCCAGUCCAGUUUGGUACUUCUGCUGCCAUAGCAAUACCAAAGAGGGCAUCACACCAAGCGGUUACUAGGAGGUCACAAUACAUAGCUGAUCUUUUGGAUAUUUCCUUGCUUGGACAAAUGACUUUAAUCCCCUAUAAUACCGGG